ACAUCACCAAACUUAGGCCCUGGCACGUCACAGGUGGGAGAAAUGUCUAUACCAAGAUUCCUAAAAGUAACAUAUGGAGCAUACGAUAAUUACAUUCCAGUCAGUGAGUUAAGCAAAAAAUCAUGGAAUCAGCAAUACUUUUCCCUGGCAUUUCCCAAACCACCAAGGCCAGGAAAAAAACGGAGAUCACUACCUUCCCAGUUACAGAACAAUACAGCUCCUGUAAUUGAUGAAGAAAAAUUAGGAGUUCACAGACCACCAUUAUGGAUGCACCGUUCCCUGAUGAGAAUAUCCGAGAGACCAUCCGUUUAUUUAGCUGCCAGGAAGGGCCUUAUACCAAAACCACUUCAUUUUGGCAAGGGAGAGUCGAAAAGCGUGGGCACACACAAGUCUUUGGCUUCAGAAAAAACAAAGAAAGAAGUAAAAAUGAAAAAAGAUGGAUUUGAAGCAAAAGAGAAGACAGCGUUAAAGACAGACAAGGAGGGAAGUCCCAAACCAGCUAAAAAGAACAUUCCAAGGGAUUCACAAAAGGACAAGGGAAGAGUAUCUUCAGAUUCUGAAGGCGAAAAGGCUGGUGUGAAGAAGGGAUCCAAGAAAGUUAAAAAUACACCUAAGGGUAAAGAUUCAGCCUCAGAAUCUGAGGGUGAAAAGGCUGGAUCCAAGAAGGAAGCCAAGGUCACUAAAAAAGGGUCAACGGGUAAAGACUCAACCUCUGAAUCUGGAGGGGAAAAGGCUGGAUCCAAGAAGGAAGCCAAGGUCACUAAAAAAGGGUCAACGGGCAAAGACUCAGCCUCUGAAUCUGGAGGGGAAAAGGCUGGAUCCAAGAAGGAAGCCAAGGUCACUAAAAAAGGCUCAACGGGUAAAGACUCAGCCUCUGAAUCUGGAGGUGAAAAGGCUGGAUCCAAGAAGGAAGCCAAGGUCACUAAAAAAGGGUCAACGGGCAAAGACUCAGCCUCUGAAUCUGGAGGUGAAAAGGCUGGAUCCAAGAAGGAAGCCAAGGUCACUAAAAAAGGCUCAAAGAGUAAAGACUCAGCCUCUGAAUCUGGAGGGGAAAAGGCUGGAUCCAAGAAGGAAGCAAAGGUCACUAAAAAAGGGUCAACGGGUAAAGACUCAGCCUCUGAAUCUGGAGGGGAAAAGGCUGGAUCCAAGAAGGAAGCCAAGGCCACUAAAAAAGGCUCAAAGAGUAAAGACUCAGCCUCUGAAUCUGGAGGGGAAAAGGCUGGAUCCAAGAAGGAAGCCAAGGCCACUAAAAAAGGCUCAAAGAGUAAAGACUCAGCCUCUGAAUCUGGAGGUGAAAAGGCUGGAUCCAAGAAGGAAGCCAAGGCCACUAAAAAAGGCUCCAAGGAUAAAACUUCAAUCUCAGAAUCUGGAAGUGAAAAGGCUGGAUCCAAGAAGGAAGCCAAGACCACUAAAAAAGGAUCCAAGGAUAAAGUGUCAGCCACAGAAUCUGGAGGUGAAAAGGCUGGUUCGAAGAAGGAAGCCAAGGCCACUAAAAAAGGAUCCAAGGAUAAAGUGUCAGGCACAGAAUCUGGAGGUGAAAAGGCUGGUUCGAAGAAGGAAGCCAAGACCACUAAAAAAGAAUCCAAGGAUAAAGUGUCAGCCACAGAAUCUGGAGGUGAAAAGGCUGGUUCGAAGAAGGAAGCCAAGGAUGAUAAAAAAGAUGCAACGAGCUCACAAGAAACACUUUUAAGUACAGCAGCUGACAAAGAUGGCAAAAAGAAGGAAGAAAAACCAGUUAAACAGAGUUCAAAAAGCAAAGAUACGGUUAAAGAUUCUGCAAGUGAAAAGGGAGAUGAAAAGAAAGAGGACAAGAAGGAAGGGAAAAAGGAGAAGAAAAAGAAAGAUGGAGAAGGAAAAGAGGGUGGUAAGAAAGAGAAGAAAGACAAGAAGGACAAGAAAGACAAAAAGGACAAGAAGGACAAGAAAGACAAGAAAGACAAGAAAGAAAAAGACAAGAAAGACAAGAAAGAUAAGAAAGAUAAGAAAGAUAAGAAAGAUAAGAAAGACAAGAAAGACAAGAAAGACAAGAAAGCAAAGUAGGAGAAGUAGGUCUUGGUUCAAAAAGCAAACUGAAGGUAAGAACUCCAAAGCAUAUACAGUGAACCCAUUCAGUAGUCUUAACAUUGAUCUGUGAGAUAAAAGAAGUGUGCAAAGAUUAAUCAAAUCAUUUAUUAAACAGAAGAAAAAUUACAGGGUGAAAUGAAAAUAUAGAAUUAAAACAAAGGACUAAGGAGACUCCAUAGGAUUCAUUGGACAAUGUGGAAGGUACCUAUUUUAAAUUUGUAGCUAUGGAGGUCUAAAAGUAAAAUCACUAGAGAGAUUCAAAGAAUAUGCAAGUAAGAAUUCAGAAAAUAACGAUUGGAAAACAGACAACAAAAAACACAAUAUUGCACAGGACUUUGUUAAAAAAAAAAAGCUUACAAGAAGGCUUGGUGCUGUCUCUAGAUUUAAUGAUGUGCAGCUGAGCUUGUACACUUAAGAAGCACAAUAGCCAAGAAAAGAAAAACAAUGCUUAGAAAAUAGAGUUUGAACUGAAUAAAUAACAAAAAUGACUUCACAAGUAGAACACAUAGAAGAGAGAAAAGGAAUGAGUGAAAAGGAAUGAGUGUAGAAGGGAUGAAGGCAAAGAUGGAAGGAAAGAUAAGAGAGAAAAGACCACCAUCCAUAGGAAAAAGAGAGAGGACACCUUGAGUUUGUUUAUAGGACCAUCUGAGUUUCAAGUGACCACAAGACUGACCCACCUGUAAUCCCAGAUGAACAUUUUUGGCAUCUUCAAAUCAAAAUGCCACAAUAGAAGAGUUGAUAUUACCACCAGAGACCAUUGUUUCCCAAAUCUCUAUUCUGUAAUCUAAGCCACAGUCUCAUCUAAAGCUGGAAAUGUCCAUCAUCAUUGGCAGAGAUGUGAAGUUGCUGUUUUUACCAAGUCUGCAGUGAGAAAGCAGAGAAGAAGAAGAAGAAGUUGUACUGGGCUAUCAAACAUCAAGAAUGUGAUAAGGAAAGAAGAUGAUGAAAUCAAAGAGAUAACUCCAGCUCUGGAAAUGAGAAGCAGAAAAAACCAAAAAUGAUAAAGAAUAAGAGAAAAACAACAGAACUCUAUGAAGGUCAUUUAAGAAGUACAGCAGAACUCUGGCAAUGAAGACAUUGUAUAGUUUUAUUCAAAAUCUAUGGUAUACUAUGAAGAACUGUUCAAAAUUCCCAUUAUGGAAGAGUGCAACAUUUAAUUCUCUUGAUUAUCUUCAUGUCUGUGAAGUUGUCAGGCAGCUCUAAUUUUGAAAUGAAUGAAUUUUAACAUCAGAUGAGAACAUCCAUUAAAACAUCUCUCCAUUGA
Mus musculus (house mouse) is the source of this 3328-nucleotide messenger RNA. It is a transcript of the gene Cylc2, whose product is annotated as cylicin, basic protein of sperm head cytoskeleton 2. Gene Ontology annotation, biological process: cytoskeleton organization. Gene Ontology annotation, molecular function: structural constituent of cytoskeleton. Bases 43 to 2040 code for a protein of 665 amino acids. NCBI's taxonomy places the organism in Eukaryota, Metazoa, Chordata, Mammalia, Rodentia, Muridae. The record is from RefSeq and is marked validated. Gene Ontology annotation, cellular component: perinuclear theca; cytoskeletal calyx. The transcript has 8 exons.